Molecule: messenger RNA, 3747 nt
Organism: Neodiprion fabricii
Lineage: Eukaryota; Metazoa; Arthropoda; Insecta; Hymenoptera; Diprionidae
Exons: 5
Coding region: 1330-2130 (266 amino acids)
Source: RefSeq, a predicted model, not a curated record
AAUAUUGGCCUGUCAAUAUUCGACAUAUGUGAUUUGCAUACUAGGUAUAUACUAUGAAUGAACGUGCGACUUAGAUUAUCCCUCAAAUUCGAUAUCCGUUUGUGUAUUUUACUUGUAUUGUGUUCCCUUGGAUCUUUGGUAGAAAAAUAAUAAAAUCUCACAUUCGCUGAUUCAUCGAGCAUGGCGUUUAAUCUUAUCUAAGUUUAUCUGAUCAUGCAGGUUGACCUGAUAUCAUGUACCUGUGGUAUAAAAUGCGCAUAAAACGUUUUCACGUCGUUUAACAUAUUUAAAUAUUCCAAGAAUUGUGUAGCGUAGAAAGCGGAAUUAACAAUCUGUGCCAGAAUUUAAAUCUUAUUCAUGAGAAAUCAAAACUCUUGUGUCGCUUCGGUGCUCGUUUAUCAAUCAAGCAAUAAAUGUCAGUGUGUUCCUUGCCAAAUAAAUUUAUCAUAACUUGUAGUAUGAAUAUAAAGUGUUGUUUCCGCCCCAAGCUAUCUUCGACGCACUAUCCAGCACUAUCUCAGUCAGUGGAGUAGUAUAGUUUGAUCAGCUUUGAACCACAUACUCGUUGUUCUGAAUGGUUUGAAAUUUUCUCGCACUGUGACACCAAAUUUAUUACGCAGUCACUCGAUCAUUCAAGUGUGAAAAUCGCAAUACUGUCGCAAUAAUCACAAUUUGAAAAUGUACAUGAGAUGUGUCACUGGUACAAUCGAUAAACUGCAUCCUUCGGUAAAUUUAAUGCACCACUUUCCAGAAGCAGAAAUAAUAUUGAGUGAAAUGUUUCAUUUAGACUAAAUAUUAGGUGAGAAUAAGAUAUCUGCAAAUUAAAGACUGAGGCUGAGGACCAUAUUUGUUGAAUAAUUCGAAAAUAUUCAAAUUCUAAAACACUAAAAAGUUUUCUGUAUCCUGCUGUAAAAUUAAUCCAAGGUGGUGAAUAGUUAUUUUGUAUUCCAUUUCUGACAUGCUGUGUAUUUGUGUAGCAAAAUUAAUUGGUAGUUAUCGUGUUCUGCAUUUAGCAUCAGACACCGGUAUAUACUCUGUUUAAUAUAAACUGUAACCCUCAGUUUCUUGGCAACGCUUACAAAUAGUACGGUUCUCUCCGUUCCGGAGAACACUCAGCUCAGUUUCCAUGGAAAUACACGACUUUUAAGUUUUCUGAGCAGAACAAAGUAUGAAGAAAAAUCCAAUAUAAAUAAAUGAUAAGUACAGUGUAAAUAAGGUAGUGAAAACGAUGAGUGUGUAAUAGCAUAUUUACGUUCAAACUGUAGGCGAUAUAUGCGCAAUGCGCGUCUGAUUUUGACUGUACCGAUUAAAGUUUAGAAUACUUGAAACAUGUCAAGUAUCGAAUUAUAUGCAAAAAGUGAACAAGCUGAAAAGCAACUUGCAGUUUUGUAUUCGGUCUCUGCAAUCUUGUCAACGACAUCCACAAUUUGUCUGCUCAUAGUAUGGCAGCACUGGGCUUGGACUCUAGAUGUUUGUAUUAGCGUAGAUUGUGGGUGUAUUUUGUAUGGUGUCAACACAUUCAGUACUUUUAUGGGGGGCGAUGUUAAGCUGUGCCAUUUCACAUCAUAUGGUCUAGUUCCGGUACUGACUGUCGGGCUGGUUCUUGCAAUUUAUCAUGGUUACAGAACAUGCAUUAACAGAAACUUAGGGGAUCCUAAACAGAUUCAAAUGACAUCUUCAUCCGACCAUAGGGCACAGCAGGGAAAUGUCGUUGUGGUGGGACCCAAACGAAGAACUAUUUGUAAGCGAUGGCUUUUAGCUGGAUUUUUAGGAGUGUUCAUCUUUUUUCUCUCCCUAUCACAUGCUGUACUGUUAACUGACGGGUACUAUAAAACCUGUAACCAAUAUCGAAGGAACAUGGUUCAACUCUUAGGAUCGAGCGGUCGUGAAGUUCAGGUGAUUCAUAAUCGCUUAUCUUGUGGAGCCGUGUUUGAUUACAUGGAUUAUCUACAGCCAGAUGCUAAUAACUGGAGACGCGGGGAUGAGAUCAAUACCGGACUAUCCUUGCAAUUAGCUAUUACAACCAGUUGGUUUAACUUGUUCGCAUGGAUAGGUAUUCUUACUAUAAACUUUCUCAUGGCUAGAGAGAGGCAGAUUGAUUUGAAUGGGAAAAGUUGUUGUUGCUGGUGACUACAAAUUAUAUUUCAUUACUAAAGAUCAAAUAUUAUUUCGAUAAUUGAUAUCCAUAAUAAUUUCAAGGAAUUACUCAUAACGCAAAUUGUCUUAGAACUCCGAUAUUGAUCUUAGGUAUACCGUAAUGCAAACAACAUAUUUAGACUUGACGUAUACAUACAUCAGACACAUGACACCUUAGUAUGAGUUAAAGUAUUUUUUAAAAGAUAUACUAUGAAAAAAUUGUUUAUUUCUCAUAUCACAUGAUAAUAGACUUUAUUUGUAGCUGUCUUCUUUUUUUUAUACAUAUAGGUACAUUUUUAUUCAUUUCAUGUAUGUACAUUGUACAUCAUUCAAUUAAUCACUCAAAUGAUAAAUGUAAUAAAUAAUAUUACAUUAAAGCCGCCUUAGUAGACAAAACAGUUCAGCACAUAAAUGAAUAUUCAUACCACUGAAUAUUCCAUCAGCCAAGUAUUGAAACUUUCGAAUAUAUUAUAUUUGUCCUAAGAAUAGUAAGAAUAUGGUUGAAUUAAUAUUGUAGACCUGCACUAUACUUGCAUCUAGUACAUUCGAUAAGAAAUGUGGACAACUAUACAUAUAAUAAUUUUAAUAACAAUAUAAUAUAGUAAAACAACAAAACUGUAUACAUAAAUAAAUAUACGGCUGUAAUCUCUUGAAAAAAAAUAUUUCGAAAACGUCGACAACAUUUGAUUUAGAAAACUCAUGAUUUCAGUUAUAAAAUGAAGGCAAAGCAGGGUAAUAGAUUCAUCGUAGCAACAAUUCCUCGCACAUUGUGAAGAAAUUUGAUUAUUUAAGAACGCGACAAGUGUGGUUCUUAAAUUACCAUUACCGACUUGACAAUAACUGUUGGCAUAUUAACAUAACAAAGAUGCUGAUGUCAAAUAAAUGCUAACGUUAUUUCUCUACUUCAACCUCAGGCACACCUCAUUAAUUUGUGUAUAUGUAUACUAUCUCGUACCUUUGUAAUUUAAAAUACAAUUACAAGUUUAAACGGAAUUUUUUUAAAUGCUGAAACAUUUGCUUUACAGACCGUGAAUAAAUCGAAGUUAGAGAGACACAGGUUACAGAAAAACAAAGAUUCAUUUACGCAUCCCUACGAAGAAUAGAAAAACGACAAAUUAAAAGCAAUAAAUAUGCAGUUACUAGAAGCUAUCAAGGGGUGGAAUGUGAUCAAUGUUGUUUCAACUCACAAGUAUUCAAGGAAAUCUAAACAUAUAUUACAACCCUUGCAUUCAAUAGUUGAUAAAUAGUAGCAAUUUUAUGAAGCAUUUUUUUUUUUUUUCGAAAAUAUCCUGCUUCCCAUUCUCAUAUUUAAUAAAUCUGGUAAUAUGGGAAUAGUAGAAAUAAUCGUAAAUUAAUAACAAUAAUAUUAAUAAUAAUAAUAUUAAUAACAAUGGCGUGAAAAUACCUUCAAUAUUUGGUCCGUAUGGAUUUGAACUUAAGAUGGUGAAGAAAAAUUUUAUUUAUACGAAAUCGGAAAUUGAUUUCAUAAAGUACGAAUCCAAAUUUAGUUAUCAGUAGCUAAGCCUGAUCAUUAUUUUCGUGAGAAACGUUUGAGUGAAACCCAAUGAUAAAUCUAAUUUACUCUGGGUUUUCGACUCUCAAAAAUACAUA